CAAAUCCCGUCAUUUGAACAAUCUCGCGAAAACGGUUUUCUCCAAGAUCUUCAACACGCAGAAGGAUGGUGUCGAAACCAUCAGUCGUUUCAAGCAGCCACUUGGUAUUAAGCCCCUCUCUCCCCUCCGUGACAUGAACCACCAGCUUCCGGCUCCAAUGUCGUCUUCAGUUUCCAGUCAUCAGCAUGUCGCAGCUUCUCCUGGCUCCAAGAGGCGUCUUUUUGUCGAUAAGAAUACUUCAUCUUCCCUCAAGAAACCCGCGAUUGCUCAAGAAUCCUCCUUGGACAAGAAUGUUUCUCGGCUGACGUUGAAGAAAUCAUGCGAGAUCCUCGAAUGUGUUAAUCGAGUGGAACAGAAAAUUUAUCGACUGUUGGCCUUCCAGGACAACCAACACAUUGAAGACCUCUUCGACGAAGUUAUGAAGUUGCCUGUUGACGACUGUGACAGCUGGCAGAUGCUGGAGGAUCUUUUGAUGGACAAACGCAAUUGCAUCAAACUGGUUUCAAAAUAUUCGACAUUGGGUGGCAGUGACCUUGGUGACUUCGUCCGCCGUAUAUGGGCAGCCCUUGUAACGGACAAAUUUGGCUGCGAGUUGUCGUGAAUAGGAAGAGAUAAGAAGAAAAUUGCCGUAAAAGGAUCAAAUUGCUUCUCUCU
This is a messenger RNA of Daphnia magna, 654 nucleotides long. RefSeq lists its product as uncharacterized. The transcript is spliced from 2 exons. The coding region runs from base 134 to 601 and encodes 155 amino acids. The record is from RefSeq and is a predicted model, not a curated record. NCBI's taxonomy places the organism in Eukaryota, Metazoa, Arthropoda, Branchiopoda, Diplostraca, Daphniidae.